GGGCCGUAUCACGCCGCGCUGGUGUCGGGCCUCGGGGACGUCUACACCUGGGGUGCCAAUUUCUUCGGUCAGCUAGGCAGGGACUAUUCGAGGCUCUGGUCUCUGCCAUCAGAGCUGCACCUGCCAAACGUCUUCGUCGUCUCUGCGUCCUGCGGGGGGAUGCACACUCUGCUGCUGUCUAAAGAGGGAAAGGUCUUCUCAUUCGGAGAUGGCGCGAACGGGCGUCUUGGGCACGGCAACUGUCGAAAUUAUUCGCUUCCUCAGCCCAUCGCCUCCCUUGAAAGUAAGAGGAUCACCUUCAUCGCUGCGGGGUGGACGCAUUCGAUGGCGAUCGACGACGAUGGCAAGCUUUUUACGUGGGGAUGUGGAAACGCGGGAAGGCUGGGGCAUGGCAACGUCCUGGAUGUCUGGAGGCCGAGAUUCGUCGAUCGCCUUUACAGAAUCAGGAUGAAAGCGAUGAUGGCUAGCGGGUCAUACGAUCACUCCGCUGUCUGUUGUGAGAAUGGAACGGUCUGGACCUGGGGUUUGGGCGAGCACGGCCAACUUGGAGUCGGUUCCACAGAAUCGCACUUGGAACCCGUCCUCGUGAAGUCCAUGGCCGAUGCAAACCUUCACAUCGUUGAAGUAUCUUGCGGAGGGGCGCACACGGCUGCCGUUACAAAUGACGGGACUUUGCUCACAUGGGGAAGGGGUGACUGGGGUCAACUCGGCCAUGGGAAU
Messenger RNA from Guillardia theta CCMP2712, 720 nucleotides. RefSeq lists its product as hypothetical. The transcript has 5 exons. The record is from RefSeq and is a predicted model, not a curated record. NCBI's taxonomy places the organism in Eukaryota, Cryptophyceae, Pyrenomonadales, Geminigeraceae. The annotation marks the transcript as partial.